Messenger RNA from Lotus japonicus, 2662 nucleotides. RefSeq names its product probable CoA ligase CCL12. The transcript has 14 exons. NCBI's taxonomy places the organism in Eukaryota, Viridiplantae, Streptophyta, Magnoliopsida, Fabales, Fabaceae. The record is from RefSeq and is a predicted model, not a curated record. Bases 167 to 2362 code for a protein of 731 amino acids.
UACUAAAAUAGAUACGGAAUUUUAUUUUCCGUAUUGAUAUGGAAAUUUAAAUUCCGUAUCUGUUUUAGUGGGGUGCAAAGCCUAAGGGUGGGGCUCCAAACCCAACUCCCACCAUUGAAGCAUGCAACUCUGAAACAUCGGAAGGAAGACAAAGAGAAAGAGACAGAUGGAGAAGAAGAGCAUAAGGGAGCUGGGAGUGGAGGACUUUGUGAAUGCUAGAUUAUCAGAAGCAGAAGCCAAUCAAUUACACCUUGUUUUGAAGGAUGUCCUCUCCCUCACCAUCACCGACAACCCAACUGAAAUCUGGCGCCACCUCAUCACCCGGAGAGCCCUCAAGCCAUCAUACCCUCAUCCCUUACACCAGCUUCUCUACUACUCUCUCUAUCAUCACUCUUCUUCUGAUAACACUGCUUCCCCUGACCCUCCUCUUUAUUGGUUUCCUUCUCUUGACCAGUCCAGAAGUACUAACCUGGGUCGUCUAAUGGAAACUCAUGCUUCUAAGCUAUUAGGACCUUCCUACAAAGACCCCAUUUCCAGUUUUCAUCUUUUUCAGAAGUUCUCUGUUCAACACCCUCAGGUGUACUGGUCUCUGAUUCUCAAGGAGCUUUCACUUUCAUUUGUUGAACCUCCGAGGUGCAUUUUAGAUACUUCUGACCCUUUAAAACAUGGGGGAACUUGGCUUCCCGGUUCUGUUUUGAAUAUUGCAGAUUGCUGUUUGCAACCAAGUGAGCACCCUAACAAACAAGAUGACAGUGUAGCCAUUGUUUGGAGAGAUGAAGGUUUUGAUGAUUCUGAGGUCAAUCGUGUCACGCUCAAACAACUUCGACAGCAAGUAAUGUUGGUAGCAAAUGCAAUAGAUGCCACAUUCUCGAAGGGAGAUGCAAUUGCAAUUGACAUGCAAAUGACUGUCAAUGCUGUUAUCAUAUACUUGGCCAUUAUUCUAGCAGGGUGCAUUGUGGUCUCAAUAGCUGAUAGCUUCGCACCGAAAGAAAUUGCAACUCGCCUGCGUGUUUCUAAAGCAAAGGGUAUUUUCACACAGGAUUUCAUAUUAAGAGGUGGCAGGAAGUUCCCUUUGUACAGUCGAGUCAUUGAGGCAGCUGCAUGUAAAGUUAUUGUGGUCCCUGUGAUAGGUGAUGAUGUAGAAGUACAAUUAAGAGAGCAAGACUUUUCAUGGAAAGGUUUUGUCUCUUCUGGCAGUCAGAAGUCCAGAUCAGAUCAUUACUCUCCAAUCUAUCAACCAAUCGAUUCUGUCAUUAAUAUACUAUUCUCAUCUGGAACCACAGGAGAUCCAAAAGCUAUACCUUGGACUCAACUUGCACCUAUAAGAAGUGCUGCUGAUGGAUGGGCUGCUAUUGAUGUUCAAGCUGGAGAUGUCUAUUGCUGGCCUACAAAUUUAGGAUGGGUGAUAGGACCUACUGUAUUAUAUCAUUGCUUUCUGACUGGUGCCACUCUUGCUCUGUACCAUGGAUCUCCUCAAGGCCGUGAUUUUGGAAAGUUUGUUCAGGAUGCAGGUGUUACCAUUUUGGGAACAGUUCCAAGCUUGGUAAAAUCUUGGAAGAGUGCAAAAUGUAUGGAGGGCUUGGAUUGGACAAAGAUAAAAUCAUUUUGUUCCAGCGGAGAAACAUCUAAUGUUGAUGAUGAUCUAUGGCUUUCCUCAAAAGCUUUUUACAAUCCAAUCAUUGAAUUAUGUGGAGGCACUGAGCUUGCUUCUAGCUACAUUGCAGGAAGCCCCUUGCAGCCUCAAGCUUUUGGAGCGUGCAGCACAGCAUCAAUGACAACUGGCUUUGUUAUUUUUGAUGAAAAUGGAGUUCCUUACCCAGACGAUAAUCCUUGUGUUGGCGAAAUGGGCUUACUGCCUCUCUCUCUAGGAGCAUCUGAUAGAUUACUGAAUGCUAAUCAUGAGGAAGUUUACUUUAAGGGAAUGCCCAUUUAUAACGGAAAGGUUCUUAGAAGACAUGGAGAUAUAAUCAAGAGAACUGUUGGCGGCUAUAUCAUUGUACAAGGGAGGGCUGAUGACACCAUGAAUCUUGGUGGAAUAAAGACAAGUUCUGUAGAAAUUGAGCGCGUCUGUGACAGGGCUGAUGAAUCCAUUCUGGAGACAGCUGCAAUCGGCGUCGCAACUGCAAACGGAGGUCCAGAACAACUGGUUAUAUUUGUAGUUUUAAAGGAAGGUUACAAUUCUGAUGCAGAAACUCUAAAGAUAAAAUUCUCUAAAGCCAUUCAAACCAACCUUAAUCCUUUGUUCAAGGUAAGCAUUGUUAAAAUUGUGCCUGAGUUUCCCCGAACAUCUUCCAACAAAGUACUGAGGAGGGUAAUGAGGGAUCAAAUGAAGCAAGAGCUAUCAGUUCAGAGCAGACUUUAGUGACACCAUUGAAAUAAGGAAGCAUUAUUUAUAUGAGGGAUGAAAAAGACGACCAGUGCUUUGAAUGGAAAGCAUGCAGGUUUUCUCAACAAUAUAGCAUAGAUAUGAAGUUAACCAAAGCUAUGAAAAAUAAGAGACCCCAGUUAGGGAGGGGUGUAUGAAAUAAUGAAAAUAAAUAUGUUAGAAUUACGACCAUUCAAUGCUUUGUAUUUCAAAUUUUGCAUAUGUGCAGCUGAGUACUCUAAUCAAGGUGUGUCCUGAAUACUGGAUUAAACUUUGAAAUGCAAGAGUUUUCUUGUA